Messenger RNA from Papilio xuthus (Asian swallowtail), 1027 nucleotides. It is a transcript of the gene Polr2M, whose product is annotated as RNA polymerase II subunit M. Gene Ontology annotation, cellular component: nucleus; intracellular anatomical structure. Bases 61 to 993 code for a protein of 310 amino acids. Lineage: Eukaryota; Metazoa; Arthropoda; Insecta; Lepidoptera; Papilionidae. The record is from RefSeq and is a predicted model, not a curated record. Gene Ontology annotation, molecular function: transcription elongation factor activity. The transcript has a single exon. Gene Ontology annotation, biological process: intracellular signal transduction; transcription elongation by RNA polymerase II.
UAUGAAAACAAGGUUACAUUUUGGGUUUUUUUUACAUGAUUAUAUUACACAAUUAGAGGAAUGAAGAAAGUUAUUUUAAAGAAAAUACCUGGAGCACUACCACCACCACCAAAAUGUGAAAUCGAUGGUAAAAUCACAGAUCUAUCGUCAAAAACAAUUGCGGAACUUUUUGAGCUUCGAGAUAGACAGUUAAAGUUAUUAAAUAACAAGGGAUUUAUUAAUAGAUUAUCCGAUAAGGGUGCAAAAAUACAAGAGCUGUAUGAUAAAAUAGUAAAGGAAAUAAAAUUGAAACAAGAAGAGGACAGUACUUGCAAUUUAUUGAAAAAUUUGAAUCUCAACAAUGAUAGCGUUCAAAAUGUUGAGUGGGAAGGUAAACUCGUGAAUAAAGAGAAUACUUAUCUUGAUUCUGAUGAUGACAGUGAUCCGGAAGAUGUCCUACAUAUACUUAGUCAGCAAACAGCUCAAGAGAAAAAAGUGAAAGUUAUACCACAAGAAAAACCUUUAGUUACACCUGACGAUUUAGUUAACAUUGGUGAAAUUCCACAUGUAAAAUAUUUGGUAGGAAAAGCUGAACAAAAUGUGAAAACAAAACCAACUGGUCAUUAUAAACCAUUUAAAACAACAAAAUCAGAUGUACAUAAUCCUGAAAAAGAGAUUCAGAGAAAAAAGCACAAAUAUUGGGAGGUAACGGCUGCAACACCACCUCCUAUUCUUCAUGGUCCUGCAAAGGUGCUAUCAUUAGAGGAGUCUUUGAAACUUCAGAAACAAUAUAAUGUCCACUUAAAAGAAAUUGAAGUACAACAUGCAGCUGAAAAGUUAUUGUCACGGGCAGGAAUAAAAAUGGCAUCAAUUUCAGAUGCAUCAAAAUACGGUAAAUAUAGGGAAGUUGAGAGUGAUAACUCCGCAGAAACAUCUGAUAACGAAGGUAGUGAUAAAGAAAUCCAUGAUGAAGAACCAGAGAGAGGAGGGGUAGUUUUUACAGUUAUGAAAUAAUAUUAAAAGUAGUGUGUAAGAUAAAGUUUACAUA